This is a messenger RNA of Verticillium alfalfae VaMs.102, 1797 nucleotides long. RefSeq lists its product as hypothetical. The record is from RefSeq and is a predicted model, not a curated record. The transcript is spliced from 4 exons. Lineage: Eukaryota; Fungi; Ascomycota; Sordariomycetes; Glomerellales; Plectosphaerellaceae. The coding region runs from base 1 to 1797 and encodes 598 amino acids.
AUGCCAGUACGCAAGGACCAAGAGAAAUGGACCGCCACACCGUCGGCAGUCUCGCUGCCAUCAGAUUCCUUCCUGCCCCAUGCAGUGCCACAAGCGCCGCCAGCCACAAGACGUCGUACAAUCAUGACUCUGCUACAGAUGGCAUUGUUCUACACCCUUGGCACAGCGGUGGCAGUCAUGGGUGCUCAUCUGAGCCUCUUCCAGUACCUUGACGGGACGCCCGUCCGGUCCACGAGAUUGACGCAAAGCAUUGAGAAUGCCAUGGCCAGUUUCAUGGCACUUGUCGCAGAGCUACUUCUCGUCUCUGGAGUGAGCAUUGCCUACACCCAGUUGCUCUGGAGGUUCUUCCGCCAAAAAACACUGAGCGCUUUUGUUAUUGACAAGCUCGUCUCGCUGCCGGACAGCCCUUGGGAUCUUGCUCGGCCUCGGGUUAUUAUCAGUGCCAUUGGGCCCUGGCUGGCGGCCCUGAUCUGCGUGUUGAUGCCUCUAGCCGGCAUGUUUCCUCCUGGUUGUUUGACGGUCGAGUUCCGCAACAGCAUCGUGCCAGUGACGCUAUCAGCAGUGCCAACCCUGAACAUCUCCUACUGGGGCCCUGGCAAUUAUCGUGGGUUUGUCGACCACGCCCUCUUCGACCUUAACGCCGAUCUGGAUUUCAUCAAUGUCCAGCCUAAGCUUACUACUCUAGCCCGCACGGUUCUAGCGCAAGGCGAGCCUGUUGCACCUCCCACGCCAUGCAGUGGUCCUUGCACAUACGACAUGCAGUUCGACGGGCCAAGCUUCGAAUGCAAACAGGUGAACGCGACGAAGUACACUCUCUUUAAGCCUUGCACGGAUGUCGUCUUCAAGGCGAAAUCGCAGAGCGUAAGAGACGGUCUUUUGAUCCGCAACAACUCAGUGCGGUUAUCGUGGCACACUGAGAGAAACGACGAAGAGGCUUGCCGAAACUCGACACUCCGGACCAUGGACUGUUCCGUGAAACUCGCGACCUACAACGUUAAGAUGACGAAUGAGGAGAAUGGAACCCGCAUCUUCAACACAAAAGUGACCGGAGAAAGGGAGUUUUGGGACGACGAGAACCCGAUUCCCCUGCGCUUCUACGACUAUUUCUACGACCGUGAGUCCGGGAACCUCAUGGACGAGGCUGUCAACCAAACUCAGCUGCACAAGGUGUAUGCCAAUACACAAGCAUACGCUAUUCGAGAGGCUGCUGUUCAAGCCUUGGUGGGCGAUGUCCGACGAUUCUCUGAUGGUGGAGGUGCCACGAAGACCGCCUUGCUAUGGCCCAACAUGACUUACGUGGUUGGUAGCCCAUAUAUUGGCAUGACCGACAGAUUCAACCCGCAAGUAUCCCUGACGCCCGAGACGGUUCAAAAAUACCUCCAAGACAUUGUCAUAUCAACACUGUCGCUUAAUCCAAAGAACAAGCCGCUCUGGACGAACGGGCCUGAUAUUCCGGCUCUCGAGGGCGGCGCAACAUAUAUCUUUGAUUCGAAGCUGCAAUUCUUCUUGCCUUAUGGUGUGUGUCUGCUGGUGGCUGGCGUGGUUUACAUUCAUGGCAUCUGGGCCAUGUGGAAGAAUGGACAACCGGCCGGCAAAAGCCUGUUGCAGUUUGCCACGGCGGUAAGCACGAGCAAGACUCUCCAGGACACCUGCAGUUCGCGGACGGACGGGGAUCCGUUUGAGAAUUUGAAAGAUAUCAAGCUUCGAUAUGGUGUGGGAAGGUCGUUUGACAGUGCGGGCUCAUCGAUUUAUGUCACUGGAUUCGGAACUGUUGAUGAAGUCAAUUGUACAAAGUAG